AUGCCUCCGGACAUGGACACAAAACUACUUCUAGCUGGCGUAGCCACCGCAUUGGUCGGCAGUAUCUGCGUCUAUUCCCUCGUCUCCCCCGCAAACCGAUCCGGCGGCGGUGACGAACAGCCUCCGGGGCUGUUGAAAUCCUUCUUCCUCUUCUUCUACUCGUGCUUCAUCAAGCCCCACACCGGCGACUCCAAGGGCAACCAGCAGGAUGCCCUCGAGAGCUUCUACAAGAAGCAGGCCGGUGCCUACGACGCGACCCGCGGCGUCUUGCUUCAGGGCCGCGAGGAUAUGCUCGCGCUCGUUGCCGCGCAGCUCAAGGCGAGAGCCGAAGCUGCCCUGGCUGAGGGCCACAAGAAACAGAAGCGCAGAAUCUGGGUUGACGUUGGUGGUGGCACGGGCUACAACAUUGAGGCCAUGUCUUGCUUCGUCAACGUCCCCGAGUUCUUCUCGAGCGUCUACAUCGUCGAUUUCUCUCCCUCUCUCUGCGAAGUCGCGAGGAAACGCUUCGAAAGGCUCGGCUGGAAGAACGUCAAGGUUAUUUGUGAGGACGCUAGGAAGUUCCGCCUCGAGGAUUAUGAGAAUGAUCUCUCGGGCGACCGCACUCCUAUGAGGUCCCCCAGUUACAGCUACUUCGAGCCCAAGAGGCCGGAGCAUGGCGGUGCUGAUCUCGUAACCCUGUCGUACAGUCUUUCCAUGAUUCCCGACUACCACUCCGUUAUCGACUCCCUUUCUUGCCUUCUCUCCCCUCGCGGAGUCUUUGGCGUUGUCGAUUUCUACACCCAGUCCAAGGCUGACUUCUCCUUCCGCAACUUCACCGGUGGUAUCAUGAACCGCCAUGUCAACUUCUUCACCCGCAGCUUCUGGCGAGCUUGGUUCGACAUUGACCGUGUCAGCCUCGAGCCUGGUCGUCGCGACUACCUCGAGUACAAGUUCGGCACCUUGCUGACCAUCAAUGGCCGCAAUAAGUCCCUCGGUCGUAUCCCCUACUACGUCUGGCUCGGUGUGCAUAAAGCUCCCUUCUCCUCUUCGAGCUUGCCCCAUGAAAUCAUUGAGAGGAUUGACGCCCUCGUGACCGAGUCGCCUCGCCUGGUACCCGCAAACAAGGGCGGAGAUGCCCUUGCGCGUGCCGUUGAGCGCUCGGCUCCCGAGAUCCGUUCCAAGGCAUUCCUCACCGCUGUGCAGAACCUCUCUGCCAACCUUCCCCUCCCGGCCUUCUUCUACCAGAACCACCACUGGAGGAUCUACUAUGAUGAUCAACUCAAGAAACACACUCAGUUCAAUGACGAAUACAUCUACGCCUUCACCUGGGAAGACGCCCGCGUUGACGAACGCAUUCUCAAGAUUGGCCCCAAGGACGUCAUCCUCGCUAUCACUAGCGCCGGCGACAACAUUCUCUCCUACGCCCGCCAGGGUCCCGCGCGUAUCCACGCCGUCGACCUCAACCCCACGCAGAACCAUCUCCUCGAGCUCAAGGUCGCCUCUUACACCGCCCUGCCGUACGAGGACUUCUGGAAGAUCUUUGGCGAAGGCAAGCACGUCAACUUCCGUGAGCUCCUCCUGACUAAGCUUUCCCCCCACCUCUCCAGCCGCGCUUUCCAGUACUGGCUCAGCAACGUCGAUGUUUUCACUAAGCACACUCACGGCCUCUACGACACUGGCGGCUCUCGUCAUGCCAUCCGCGUCGUGCGCUGGGUUUCCCGUAUCUUCGGCUGCCGCAAUGCCGUCGACUCGAUCCUCUCGGCCAAAACGCUCAACGAGCAGCGCGAGACCUGGCGUAACCGCAUCCGUCCCGCUCUUCUCUCCCGUCUCAUCUGCAACCUGGUCGUCAGCCAGGAAAGCUUCCUCUGGGCUGCGCUGGGCGUGCCCAAGAACCAGCUGGCCAUGAUUGAGCAGGAUCACGCCGAGAGCGACUCCGUCAAGGGCCCCAACCCCACCUCCAAGAACAAGCGCUCCCACGCCAUCUGGAACUACAUGGUCGACACCCUCGACCCCGUUGCCGAGGAGACUCACAUCGCAGGCGACAACCCGUACUACUACGUCUGCCUUGCGGGCAAGUUCUCGCCCCGAUGCCACCCAGACUACCUCCACCGCCAGACCCACGCGCGCCUCUCCCAACCCGGCGCCCUCGACGGCCUCCGCAUCCACACAGACGAGCUCGAUGAGGUCAUCGCCCGCAUCACCCCCGGCACGCUCACCAUCGCCGUCGUCAUGGACAGCAUGGACUGGUUCGACCCCUCCGACCCGGGAGCCGCCGUGCGCCAGAUCUCUCGCCUCAACCGCGCCCUCGCUAUGGGUGGUCGCGUUCUUCUGCGCUCCUCGGCCCUCACCCCUUGGUACGUCAAGGAGUUCGAGGCCUACGGAUUCUCGCCUAAGAGGGUUGGUGAGCGGGGCGUCGAGACGGCUUGCAUUGAUAGGGUUAAUAUGAAACGCAUUGCCAUGGCAAAGUCAAACUAUAUAGCUUCCCUCCGGCAGGUCGCCACAUCGAUGCUCUUACCCGUUGCCUUCCUGACACAAGCAGUUCACCUCGCACAGGCCCAGAUCGACUGUAACGCAAAGGAAUUCGUGGUUAAGACACAAGAGGACGCCAACAGCCUUUCCUCAUGCUCUUACUUCCAUGGCACCGUCUAUAUAUCAGACAAUGCGGAGGGCGACAUAAUAAUCGACGGGCUGAACGCCGUCGGCGGUCGGUUCAGGACCUUGAGUGGUGGCAGCAGCAGGCUCACCAGCAUAUCCUCCCCAUCCCUCACCUUAGUAGGGGCCGAGUUUUCCGCUACCUAUAUGAACCAGCUCCGGUCCAUAAAAUUCCCCAAGUUAGAGAAAGUAGUGGGUGGGGUUUACAUCAUGGGCGUGCCUGAACUAGUGGAAGCAGACUUUGGAGCGCUCGUUGAGAUAGGGGGCGAUUUCACGAUCCAACGGGCUGAGAAGUUCGAGACUUUCCCCAUCAAUGCUGGCACAGGAAACAUAUUAACGAAUGGGGAUGCGGCGGUGAGGAUCACCGACUCCGGGUUUCGCAGCCUCGGCAGAAUUUUCCAAGGCUCGGUGAUAAACGAAGCUUUGCUCUCGAAUCUUCCGAACCUCCACGAGAUGUCGCUCGACGUAGUCAAAGCCAACGAGAUUGUUAUUGAAGGGAAUGGAAACCUCACCAUGUACAUGAACGGAAGCAUGAAAUGGUAUCCUCGGGGCGAGAUCAACUUCCUCAACGUAACGGGGGUUCGCGCGAUACAGCCAUGCGACUGGCCAACCGUGGGCGAGCUCAUCAUCACGAGCAAUCCGAUGGAGCAUUUGCGCUUCGAGGCCUCUGGGUUGAAGAGCCUCACGGUUCAAAACAAUCCGCAGCUCAAAUCGCUGUGGCCGACGCGGAGGGGCUUCCCGAGAGUUUUAACGGACGUCAUCAUCACCCACAAUCCGCAGCUCAAGCUCAGCACGAUAUCUUCUGGUCCUGACCCGCUUUCCGGACUGAGAGAGAAAUGCGAGCAAAGUGAUGACAGAGACGAGAGAGAAGACCAAUGGUCUUGGCCGUACGAGAGCAUGAGGAUGAUUAACAUUUCUGCCGAUAUCGACGGCGACUUCUUCGAUCGUCUCCUCAACAGAUGGUUUCAAAAUAGCAGAGGGCCUAGAAUAGAGUCUGUGGAGGUCAUGUCGACGAAUCCGGCGUUUAACUGCGCGGUUUUCGAUGAGGUGCGUACCAAGAAAGGGAAAAUCACCAACUCCUACUCGUGCCAAGGCCAGACGGCUCCGUACGGGUCGGCGGCUUUGUUUUCUCCUCAGCCUUGGUUGGCGGUUGUUCUCUUUGCUAUCACGUUGGGAGCACUGCAUCUGUGA
Messenger RNA from Scedosporium apiospermum, 3822 nucleotides. RefSeq lists its product as uncharacterized. Lineage: Eukaryota; Fungi; Ascomycota; Sordariomycetes; Microascales; Microascaceae. The record is from RefSeq and is a predicted model, not a curated record. The transcript is spliced from 5 exons. The coding region runs from base 1 to 3822 and encodes 1273 amino acids.